GUAUGUCGGAAGUGGACACACACACACACACACCAGAGAAGGAAUCGAAGGAAAAGGGCGGAGGAAAGGGAACCUCUGAGGAGAUCCAGAAAAUGGCAAAACCAUCGCGACUUUUAGCAACGGGACAAAUUAACAACAUUCUGUUUAUCUGACCAGUUUACGGACAGUUGGAAGCCUGUUUGUCCCGGGGUGAACGGCGGAAGGUGACUGCCUGUUUGCUCAGAUUGCAGCUUUAGACAAAGGCAGCAAAGAUCUACACCUUCUGAAAAGUCUGUCUGUCUGACGGAGCGGGCAGGCAAAAGGGCUUCGCAGGGGCCAUGAAUCAGGGGUGAGGGGGAAUCGCUGCGGGGGAAACACACAGCGUUGGGUGAGGGGGUCGAGGCCGGUCGGUGUGGAGAUGAAGCUCAAACAGCGCAUGGUGGUGCUGUGUGCCGUACUCCUCCUGCUGGGCCUGGCCAAGAUCUUCCUCCUUGAUGGAGGUGAGGGAUCUGCAGCCAGCCGCAGGGACCUCCGAGCAUUUCGUAAGAUGGAAGCUGGCCUUUCUCUGUCUCGGGGAGCUCGCCUUACCCACACGCUCCAGUCCCCGUGGGAGAUAGCAAGUCAGUGGGUGGGCCCCAGAGAGGUGUACCCUGAGGAGACCCCUGAGCUGGCUGCUGUUCUCACCUCCCUCAGCACUGCCAGGAUAGAACGAGCAGAUGUAGGCUACAAAGGCACACAGCUGAAAGCUUUACUUGUGCUUGACGGGGGACAGAAAGUGGUCUUCAAGCCCAAGAGAUAUAGCAGAGACUAUGUAGUCGAGGGCGAGCCUUACGCAGGCUAUGACAGGCAUAAUGCAGAAGUGGCAGCUUUUCAUCUGGAUAGGAUCCUGGGGUUCAGAAGAGCACCUCUGGUUGUGGGCAGAUAUGUAAAUCUGCGCACUGAGAUCAAGCCUGUUGCCACAGACCAGCUGCUGAGCACCUUCCUCACGCAAGGUAAUAACACAUGUUUCUAUGGUAAGUGUUACUACUGUCGGGAGAGCGAGCCAGCGUGUGCAGAGGGAGAGAUCAUGGAAGGCUCAUUAACCCUGUGGCUUCCAGACGUCUGGCCUCUGCAGAAACACAGACACCCCUGGGGGCGCACUUACAGGGAGGGGAAACUGGCCAGGUGGGAGUACGAUGAGAGCUACUGUGACGCAGUGAAGAAGAUGCCUCCGUACGACGCAGGCCCGAGGUUACUAGACGUCAUCGACACUGCCAUCUUUGAUUAUCUUAUUGGGAACGCCGAUCGCCAUCACUACGAGAGUUUUCAGGAUGACGGCGGCGCCAGCAUGCUCAUCCUACUCGACAACGCAAAAAGCUUUGGGAACGCAGCUCUAGAUGAGAGGAGCAUCCUUGCACCACUCUAUCAGUGUUGCAUGAUUCGUGUGUCCACGUGGAACAGAAUAAACCUGCUGAGGGGCGGAGCUCUGAGUUCAGCGAUGCGACAGGCUCUGACAUUUGACCCCAUUCACCCGGUUCUAGCGGAGCCGCACCUCGCAGCCCUUGACAGGCGUCUGUCUGGCAUCAUAGCAACAGUGAAACAGUGUAUGGAGGCACAAGGGCCCGACAACACCCUCAUAGAAGACCGAAUGAACCUCCCUCAUCCCUAAUGCAAGGGAGAGGAAAUAAACUGCUCAACAGGAACAGCCAAGACUGAUUCCCUGCCUGGAGAAGAGGAACAGCAGAUGAAAAUGAGGCAACUGACCAAACAAAUCAGGCCUGGUGUUACAGAGAAAGAUGCAGAGUGAGUAAAUGGACCAACAAGGCAGAAUAAAGACUGGACUACCCCUGUUUGUCCUAGUUUUUUACUCCAUGGUCUCUACUUUUGACUAGACUGGAGUGGCUCUAAUUGAGCUGCCAACUCCAUGACUUCAGCUAUAUGAACUUUGUCUCAGGACUGAGCACAAGAGGACAUGAUCUGCUGUACGUGGAAGAACCCCAUCUACUACUACUACUGGUUACGAUUAAUUUUUUGCCAUGGGCAAAAGUCCCCCCUCCCUGCCCAGCGUUUCCACAGCUAAAAGAGAGCGGUGGACCCCGGAGACACUAAGAAGAGCAGGAGGCUGAAGAUGAGCCAUCAACGUCACAAUGGAAGGCUGUACAGAUGUAUUUCACGCUGCCAAGUCCAAAAAACAGGCCAAAUGUCAUUGAAUCUGACAUGAAUCUGAUUCGUUUUGAAGUGAAAGAAAAGACUUUUUUUUUCUUGAAUUGAAAUUUGACUUUAAUUGGAAGGGGGAAAAUAAUCCACCUUCCACCACCAGUGUGUAUAUAUUUAACUUAGUAGGAACAUAGAAAAAUGAGGCGAAAGAAUAUACAUUUGUGGAUUAUAAUAUUAAUUAAACUUAAGGGUGUGUGUGGGAGCGUGUGCGUACAUGUGCGUUUGGAGUGUGUAAUGUGUGAGAACAGGUGCCAUACUGUGCCGUUAAGUGAGAAAGCUACUGACACCACAGACUUGAAGCAAGGGGACAUGGGAGGAGGUGGGAACAUCUUCGACAUUAAAGUGUGAUCUAUUUAAAGGUG
Messenger RNA from Sphaeramia orbicularis (orbiculate cardinalfish), 2537 nucleotides. RefSeq names its product FAM20B glycosaminoglycan xylosylkinase (gene fam20b). Bases 398 to 1627 code for a protein of 409 amino acids. Gene Ontology annotation, cellular component: Golgi apparatus. Gene Ontology annotation, biological process: proteoglycan biosynthetic process. Gene Ontology annotation, molecular function: phosphotransferase activity, alcohol group as acceptor. The transcript has 9 exons. NCBI's taxonomy places the organism in Eukaryota, Metazoa, Chordata, Actinopteri, Kurtiformes, Apogonidae. The record is from RefSeq and is a predicted model, not a curated record.